AUGGAAGUCGAUGAAGACCCUAGUAUGGAUGUGGAGAUGGAUUCGGUGGAUGAGAUGGAACAUGAGCGGAUGGGUAAUUAUCAUCGACUCCGGUCAUUAGGACCUACACCAGUUGGGCAUGAACUGACUGAAUAUUCUACUCCGCAGCCAAAUUUCGAGGAAGACCGGUUGGUGUUUAACCCUGAGACGACAUUCUCAAGGCGAUCCAGGGAGCCAGCAUUGAUACUCGAGGACGAGAAAUAUGAUGACGAAGUACAUCAGUCAGAAUGGAGUGAUGGACCACCAUCACCAAAGCGUGCCAGAAUCGACGAUGAAGGGUUGCUGGCUGAGGCAGUAUUAGCAUAUGCUGAAAAUUUUGACGGCAUUCCAGACACACCAAACACGUAUGCAGAAGCCAUUGCUAGUGGUGAAGCAGAUGAACGGAGCAAGGCUUUUGAUGCAGAGCUUCAUUCUCAUGCCCAAAAUUACACGUGGACCCUCGUUCCACGUAAAACGAACAUCCGUUCGAUUGGGUGCCGUUGGGUUUUUUCUAAGAAGCGGGAUGAGAGCGGUCAAGUUAUUAGAUACAAGGCUAGUCUAAUGGAUCAAGAGUUUAAGCAGAAGUUUGGGGUCGACUUCAUCGAAACAUACUUGCCGGUGGCCAACAUGAACUCAAUUCGAGUUGUGCUUGCUGUGUGUGCGGCACACGCCUACAUGAUGGAGCAGCUGGACGCUGAUACAGCGUUUCUGACAGUACGUUGGUGGAACCUGUCUAUAUAG
This is a messenger RNA of Peronospora matthiolae, 759 nucleotides long. The record is from the annotation of a GenBank genome assembly. NCBI's taxonomy places the organism in Eukaryota, Oomycota, Peronosporomycetes, Peronosporales, Peronosporaceae.